This is a messenger RNA of Cyphellophora attinorum, 2538 nucleotides long. Its product is annotated as Kexin. Gene Ontology annotation, biological process: protein processing. The record is from RefSeq and is a predicted model, not a curated record. Gene Ontology annotation, cellular component: trans-Golgi network; Golgi membrane. The coding region runs from base 1 to 2538 and encodes 845 amino acids. NCBI's taxonomy places the organism in Eukaryota, Fungi, Ascomycota, Eurotiomycetes, Chaetothyriales, Cyphellophoraceae. The transcript is spliced from 2 exons. Gene Ontology annotation, molecular function: serine-type endopeptidase activity.
AUGCGCUGGACGCAAUGGGCAUGCCUGCUGCUGGGCCUGCGGCUGUCCUCUGCCACUCUUGCUGUACGCGAUCACGACCGGCAUGACUACUUCGUCCUCCAAUUAGAGCAGGGUCAUUCUCCAGAAGUAGUCGCACAAAGGCUCGGGGCCACGUAUGUUGGCCGUACGGGUGAACUCGAUGGCCACUAUACAUUCUCCAGUCCGAAGGGGUCAAGUGAGGAUGUUGACAUAACAUUGACGGAAUUGCGACGCAGGAGGCGGAAAAGGUCAGAAGAAGGCAUCAUCGAUGGCCCACUCAGGAAGCGUACAAUGGGCCUAGAGGGCGUAGUUUGGUCGCAGAAACAAGAGCUCAGGCAAAGAUUGGUGAAAAGACCUCCACCACCUGUGGGGCUACAGUCCCGUCAGAAGUCUGCAGAGCAGCAGACUCAAGACAAGAGCGUUGAACAACAAGAAGCUAUACAAAGGCUAGACCAGAUUGCUACUCAGUUGGACAUCGGGGAUCCAAUAUUCAAGGAGCAGUGGCAUCUUUUCAAUCCUAUACAACUCGGUCACGACAUGAACGUUUCUGGCGUCUGGCUGCAGGGCAUAACCGGACAGGGAGUGAUCUCUGCUGUCAUCGAUGAUGGGCUUGACAUGUACAGUGAUGAUCUCAAGGCCAACUACUAUGCAAAUGGUUCCUGGGAUUUCAAUGACCCGGGGCCAGAACCUCGACCUAGAUUGUUCGAUGACAAACAUGGGACAAGGUGUGCUGGAGAAAUCGCUGCGGUCAAAAACAACAUUUGUGGCGUGGGCAUGGCAUACGAUAGCAAGAUUGCUGGCAUCAGAAUCUUGUCGAAGCCGUUGACCGACGAAGACGAGGCGACCUCGAUCAAUUAUCACUACCAGGAGAACCAAAUUUACUCGUGUUCUUGGGGACCUCCGGAUGACGGAAAGACUAUGGAAGGGCCCAGCGUACUGAUAGAGCGUGCUAUAGUGCAGGGUGUUCAGAAAGGGCGUAAUGGUCUGGGUUCGGUGUUCGUAUUUGCUGCAGGAAACGGUGCCAACUACGAUGACAACUGCAACUUUGACGGCUAUACCAACAGCAUCUACUCCAUUACUGUCGGAGCGAUCGAUCGAGCUGGAGAACAUCCCUACUACUCCGAGUCUUGCUCGGCGCAACUUGUCGUGACGUACAGCUCUGGCCAUAACGAUGCCAUCCACACCACCGAUGUCGGCAAAGACAAGUGCAACACUGGCCAUGGCGGCACGUCAGCUGCGGGUCCGUUGAUGGUUGGUACUGCAGCGCUUGCUCUAAGCGUUCGACCUGAUCUCUCAUGGCGUGAUCUGCAAUGGCUUUGCGUUUUGAGUGCCAUUCCUGUGCACGAAGAAGAUGGGGAUUGGCAAGAUACAGCAAUCGGAAAGAAGUUCAGUCACAUGUACGGCUAUGGCAAGAUCGAUGCUUAUCGAUAUGUAGAGCUGGCAAAGAAUUGGGAAAGCGUCAAGCCUCAAGCGUGGUACGACUCGCCCUGGAUCAGUGUGCAACACCCAGUCCCCGAGGGUGAUCAAGGGCUCGCGGCGUCCUUCGAUGUCACGCAGACUAUGAUCAACAAGGCCAAUCUGGAGCGCAUUGAGCACGUCACGGUCACCAUGAACGUGGAACAUACGCGAAGAGGCGAUCUGAGUGUGGAGUUGAGGAGUCCGGAGGGUGUUGUCAGUCACCUUUCAACGCCUCGUCGCAACGAUGCUGCUCGCGCAGGCUACGUAGACUGGACUUUUAUGUCUGUGGCGCACUGGGGUGAGAAAGGUGUUGGAACUUGGACCAUCAUCGUCAAAGACACCAACCUCAACGAACAUAAUGGGACUUUCAUCGACUGGCGAAUGAAGCUGUGGGGCGAGGCUAUCGAUGCAAACAUCCAAGAACUUCAUCCGAUGCCCGAUGAACACGACGACGAUCACGAAACGGCGAGCGCGAUAGUCACCACCACUAGCAUUAGCGCGAAUCCUGCCUCGCACGCUACUCCACCUCCAGGGAACCCUACAGACCACAUCGAUCGACCAACCAAACCUAAGCCAGGGGCUUCAGACUCUUCGACAAGUCCCGGCAGCCCGACAGGGACCGGCGCACCCGACACGACGACCUCCUCCGCACCCGAUGCCACAAAGAGUGACUCAGACAGCUACCUCCCAUCGUUCUUCCCUACAUUCGGCGUCUCAAAGAAGACGCAGGUCUGGAUCUACGGGUCGAUCGGCCUCAUCAUCGUGUUCUGCGCUGGCCUGGGGGCCUACUUCCUCGUCCAGCGGCGCAAGCGCCUCAAGAAUUCACGCGACUAUGCUUUCGAGAUGGUCGAUACCGUGGAUCCUGAUGAGUCGAAGCAAAGGCUGAGGGGUGGACGAGCCAGAAGAGGCGGCGAGCUGUAUGAUGCGUUUGCGGCGGGAAGUGAUGAUGAUGACGGUGGAGGAUUUUCAGACGAUGAGGAUGAGAGGUACGAGGACACGCCGACGGGGAGUAGUGGGAGUGGUGGAGGGAAUGGAGGCGGGAAUGGCAGAGAGCCUCAUUAA